CGGAAGUGGCAUCGCCCGUGAAUUGACGGUCCGUAGGAAGAUGAGCGGUCUCAAGUUACCAGAGUAUAUGUUUUGUUUGAAAAGUUAAGCGAGGUUUGUUUCAUAUAUUAUAGCACGUUGGAAAUUGUGUCUACGUCUCCAAAAGGACUGAUUAAAAUGGCGCCCCUGCCCGUUUACUCGCAUGGAGAGUCCAUGUUGAAGAAAAAGGAUGAGUUUGAGGAUAUUUUGGAAGAAAGGAGGAAUUCCAGUGAUCUGAGAUACGCCCUCAGGUCGUACACACCCCCCCUGUAUAAAGAGGUGACUCCGGCCACAGCCAAUGAGCUGAAGGACAUGGUGCUGCAGUCAGACCCGCUGUGCUUUGUCGUCAGACAGGUCUCCACUGAGAGCGGGCGGCCUGUGGAUGAGGUCCAGGCUGAGGCCUCGGCCAUCCUGGAAGAGAUGGCCCACGGCCUGCAGCUCAGCACCGUUCGCUUCUUUGCCUUCACACUCAGCAAAGUCUUUAAAACCUUGUUCCGCAGCAUCCACGUCAAUGAGGAUGGAAUCCAGAGGCUCCAGCAGGCUGUGCAGGAGAAUCCUGUCGUGCUGCUGCCCAGUCACCGUAGUUACCUGGACUUUCUGCUGAUGUCCUACAUCCUGUACACCUAUGACACGCCCCUACCGGUCAUUGCUGCUGGCAUGGACUUUAUGGGAAUGAAGAUGGUUGGAGAGAUGCUGAGAAAGUCCGGAGCCUUCUUCAUCCGGCGCUCAUUUGGUGGAGACAAGCUGUACUGGGCCGUCUUCUCAGAAUAUGUCCAGACUUUACUGAAGAAGGGUUACGCACCAAUUGAGUUCUUCUUAGAAGGAACCAGGAGCCGAACGUCUAAGUCUUUGACUCCAAAGUUAGGUCUGUUGAACGUGGUCCUGGAACCCUUCUUCAAAGGGGAAGUGUACGACGUCACCCUGUUACCAGUGAGCAUCAGCUACGAGAGGAUCUUAGAAGAGUCACUCUACGCCAGAGAACUGCUGGGUGUGCCCAAACCCAAAGAGUCCACUUCAGGUCUGUUCAAAGCCAGGAAGGUCCUCAGUGAAGACUACGGCAGCAUCCAUGUUUACUUUGGUCAACCUGUGUCUGUCAGGAAACUGUCUGAGGGUCGAGUCAAACGCAGCCAGUUCAACCUCAUGCCAAGACAUAUUCCAAAGAGGCCUGGCGAGGAUAUCAACAAGGUUGUGAUUGAACUGGCCUACCAGCUGGUCCAGAACCAGCAGGCUAACAUGGUUCUGAAUCCUUUCGUCCUCCUGGCCACCCUGCUGCUCCAGAACCACCAUCAGAGCCUGGCGUCGGGGCAGAAACCUGGGAUGAAGCUGCAGGAGCUCACGGACCGAGCGCUGUGGCUGAGGGAUCUGUCUCGACUCUUCGGCGCCUGUCUUCAGUGGCCUGACGACAGGCCUCCAGCAGAGGUCGUCUCCUCCAGCCUUAGACUCCACCCGGGCCUGGUCACCAUCUCUGAGGGAAGAGUCCAACUGGCUCUGCAUCAAGGAGGACAGCUGAGUCCUGGGGAGCCUCACGGAGCUUCUUCUCCAGAGGAGGAGCUCUUUAACCAGGCGGUCAUCAUCCUGUCCUGCGUCUCCUACAGGAACCAGAUGCUACACGUGUUUGUCGGUCCUGCGCUGGUGGCGUCAGCCAUGAACAUUUCCUCCUCCACGCAAAAAAAUGAAAUCGCAAACAGUCACAGCUUUCUCAGGAACAUGUUCUUUCAUGAGUUCAUCCUCUGUCCUGGAGGAACCAAUCAGGACUUGUCCAUGUCCUUCGACCUGCUGGAAAAGGCCAGAGCGCUGGACGUCUUCUCGCACCAUGUCCUGGUGCCGGAGGAAGGACACAGAACCCUGAGCUUCCUCAGCAGCCUGCUGGACCCAUUCCUACAAGGCUACCAGAUGGUGUGCAGGGUCCUGUGUGAAUCAAAGGGCGACACAUUAACAGAUAAACAGUUUGUUCCAGAUGUCAGGAAGUUCAUAGUCAAACAAAUUCUCGCAGGUCGACUGAAAUACUCUGAGGUCUUGUCAUCGGACCUGCAGAAAAACGCUCUGGCUGCUCUGUCCAGACUUGGAGCCGUGCAGAAAAUCAAAGGAGCAUCACAGGGAAAUCUGAAGGUCAACAAGGUGAUGGUGAACUGGCUGGAAGACACUCUGGGAGGAAAACUUCCCACUCAGGAAUCCAAAAUGUCCCACCUUUGAUCCACCAACCACGUCGGCCAAAAGAGACAGAGAGGUUGGCUCCUCCUCCUCCUCCGAGCUCCGACCCAACGCCAUGACGUCUCGGCUUUUUUCUCCUGUGUGUGUUGGUUUCCUGCAGAGGUUCUGUGUGUCUGUUCACACAGUGGGUCUGGUGUAAAAGUGAAUCACAUCUAUUUAUUUACAUUGAAAAAUCUCACUGUUAACAUUUACACUACGACAGUUAAACCUUCAAAAACAAACAGCUUUUUUUUUCACACUUUAGCUUCACGACCUGAGUUCCGGAGGCUUCUCUUUGGUUCUCAGCCAUUAGUCUGGUCCAGGGUUGGGUUAAACCUGCGCUUCUGUUGUUGCUUUUGCUUCAUAAGAGGAAAUGGUCAUCAGUGAUUGGCCGAUACUGUCCACAGACAUGGAAAAAGAAAUGUGUCCUGACGUUGAUGAGUGCUGCUGCAGCGUCAGUGUGUUGAAAGACGGGACGUUUUUAUAACGAGGUGUGACGCGGCGUUCACGUCCCAUCACUGAGAACAACGCUGACCCUCUGAGGAGCAGGGACUCGAACCUCCUCCCACUGUAACACCUGAACACACUCCUACCUCCGUCUGCCUUUACUGCCAAAGUUAGGACGUCCUCAUGUUGUCACGCCACUCCAGUGUCAAAGAACAGUAACCUCACUGUCAGCACAUUACCCAGAAUGCAAGACGACAGGGACAAGCUUUAAUAUGUUACAUGAAAUUUAUUUGUGUGUGUGUGUGUGUGUUUUUCUAAAGUGUGUGUCUGUUGGUGAAGGAGUGAGGCCUGGAUUAUUUAAAAGAAAAGUCAUUAAUAAAAUAUUUCAAAGUUU
Molecule: messenger RNA, 3049 nt
Organism: Cynoglossus semilaevis (tongue sole)
Lineage: Eukaryota; Metazoa; Chordata; Actinopteri; Pleuronectiformes; Cynoglossidae
Gene: gnpat
Product: glyceronephosphate O-acyltransferase
Biological process (GO): phospholipid biosynthetic process; triglyceride biosynthetic process; ether lipid biosynthetic process
Cellular component (GO): peroxisomal membrane; mitochondrial membrane
Molecular function (GO): glycerone-phosphate O-acyltransferase activity; glycerol-3-phosphate O-acyltransferase activity
Source: RefSeq, a predicted model, not a curated record